Messenger RNA from Panicum virgatum (switchgrass), 3275 nucleotides. RefSeq names its product alpha-mannosidase-like. Gene Ontology annotation, biological process: mannose metabolic process. Bases 120 to 3146 code for a protein of 1008 amino acids. Gene Ontology annotation, molecular function: carbohydrate binding; alpha-mannosidase activity. The transcript has 28 exons. The record is from RefSeq and is a predicted model, not a curated record. Lineage: Eukaryota; Viridiplantae; Streptophyta; Magnoliopsida; Poales; Poaceae.
CCAGGAACAAACGCCGAACAACACCCAUUGGUGCUUUGCUUCCUCCUCCAUUAUCGCCUCCCUCACUCCACGGAGAUAUAGACCGCUGUUGCGCCACUCCGCAAUCCAGGCAGCAAACCAUGGCGUCAACGCUGCUGCUCCUGCUUGUGGGGGUGCUCGCGGCGGCAGCGGCGAGGGAGGCGUCGGCGGCGUACAUGGGCGCGAACGCGAGCGCGGGGGCCUCGGCGGCGGCGGCGGAGGGGAAGCUUACCGUGCACCUGGUGCCGCACUCGCACGACGACGUCGGGUGGCUCAAGACGGUGGACCAGUACUUCGUCGGCUCCAACAACAGCAUCCAGGGCGCCUGCGUCAUCAACACCCUCGACUCCGUCGUCGACGCCCUCGCCCGGGACCCCGCCCGCAAGUUCGUCGUCGUCGAGCAGGCUUUUUUCCAAAGGUGGUGGGCAGAGAGAAGCCCGAAAAUCCAUGCCCUAGUCCGCAAGCUAGUCGAUUCUGGUCAGCUGGAGUUCAUAAAUGGUGGAUGGUGCAUGCACGAUGAAGCUGCUGUCCAUUACAUUGACAUGAUCGAUCAGACCACACUUGGGCAUAGAAUGAUCAAGAAACAAUUCAACAAGGCUCCAAGAGCAGGCUGGCAAAUUGAUCCUUUUGGUCAUUCGGCGGUUCAAGCCUAUUUACUUGGGGCUGAGCUUGGUUUCGAUUCCGUGCAUUUUGCAAGGAUUGAUUACCAAGAUAGGGCAAAGCGUAAAGAAGAUAAAACUCUAGAGGUCAUAUGGCGUGGCUCAAGAACUUUCGGUUCAUCUUCAGAGAUCUUCACAAAUGCUUUUCCUGUUCACUAUAAUCCACCAGAUGGAUUUGGCUUCGAAGAUUUUGAUGAGGAUGUUAUAUCUGUUCAGGAUGAUAUGACAUUGUUUGACUAUAAUGUCGAAGAACGUGUAAAUGACUUUGUGGCAGCAGCCAUGGCACAGGCGAAUGUGACACGCACAAACCAUAUAAUGUGGACCAUGGGAGAUGAUUUUAAUUACCAAUAUGCUGAAUCUUGGUUCAGAAAUAUGGACAAACUUAUCCGUUAUGUGAACAAGGAUGGUAGGGUGCAUGUGUUGUAUUCCACUCCAUCCAUUUACACAGAUGCCAAACAUGCAUCAAAUGAAUCCUGGCUGGUCAAAUAUGAUGAUUAUUUCCCCUAUGCUGAUUCAACAAAUGCAUAUUGGACUGGGUAUUAUACAAGCCGACCUACGUUCAAGCGUUAUGUACGAAUGCUCAGUGGAUAUUACUUGGCUGCACGUCAAGUGGAAUUUUUUGUGGGUAUGGAUCACAUAGGAUUGUUCACUUCCAAUUUGGAAGAUGCAAUGGGAAUUGCCCAGCAUCAUGAUGCAGUCUCAGGUACAGCGAAGCAACACACAACUGAUGACUAUUCCAAACGCCUUGCUCUUGGAGCAUCUAAGGUUGAGAAAGGUGUCAACACUGCUCUGACUUGUCUGACAAGUUCCAAUGGAACAUGUAUAUCCUCAGUGGGAAAAUUGAAGCAGUGCCCACUUCUUAAUAUAAGUUACUGCCCUUCCACAGAAGAAGUAAUUUCAGCAUCACAUAAUUUAGUUGUAGUUGUUUAUAAUCCUCUUGGAUGGGAACGUAGUGACUUCAUAAGGGUUCCUGUCAAUUAUGAAAACCUAGUUGUGAAAAGCUAUGAUGGAACUAUUAUUGAGUCACAACUAGUUGAGGUUGAUAAUGUUACUGGAUAUUUGAGGAAGUUCUAUGUGGAAGCUUAUCUUGGAAUCACGACAGUCAAGACACCUAAGUAUUGGUUAGUAUUUCAAGCUUCUGCAGCACCAAUGGGAUGGAAUUCUUACUUCAUUUCAAGACCCACUGGAGCAGGAUACAAAACUGGAUAUGUAUCAACCAUAGGUUCUCCACCAAGUAAGAACACAAUUGAAGUUGGACCAGGGCCUCUAAAGAUGUAUUUUUCAUCAACAACUGGAAAACUCGAGAGGAUAUUGGAUUCUGUUUCAGGGGUGGACUUGCAAAUUCAACAAGAUUUUCUUUGGUAUAAUUCAAGCACUGGCGAUGCCAUGGAUUCACAGGCAUCUGGAGCGUAUGUUUUUAGGCCCAAUGGUAAUACACCAUCCGUUGUUUCAAGAUUGGUUCCAAUGAAAGUUAUCCAUGGACCUUUAGUCGAUGAAGUGCAUCAACAAUUCAGCUCAUGGAUUUAUCAGGUUGUACGACUCUACAAGAACAAGGAACAUGCUGAAGUGGAAUACAUGAUUGGGCCAAUCCCUGAUGGCGAUAAUGUGGGAAAGGAGGUCAUUACACAAUUGACAACAAAUAUGGUCACCAACAGUACAUUUUAUACAGAUUCUAAUGGAAGAGAUUUCCUCAAAAGGGUGAGGAACUACAGGGAAGAUUGGGACCUUCAAGUAAAUCAACCAGUUGCAGGAAAUUACUACCCUAUCAAUCUAGGAGUGUAUGUGGCAGAUGAAAAAUAUGAGUUAUCUGUACUUGUGGAUCGUGCUGUUGGAGCAUCAAGUAUUCAGGAUGGUCAACUAGAGAUUAUGCUACACAGGCGUAUCAUUAAAGAUGAUGGAAGAGGUGAGGCACUCAAUGAAAUUGUUUGUGUGGAUCAACAUUGUGAGGGGCUCACGGCCCGGGGAACUUACUAUGUGAAGGUUAACAAGGUAGGGCAUGGAGCUCACUGGCGACGAACGUAUGGCCAGCAAGUCUAUUCUCCUUUUCUUCUCGCUUUUACUCAUGAGGAUGAGAGAAGUUGGACAUCAUACAAUGUUGCGGAAGCAAGCAUGAUGGAUGGAAAUUACAGUCUUCCUGCAAAUGUUGCGAUCAUCACCUUGCAGAAUCUAGAUGAUGGUACAACCUUAUUCCGCUUGGCCCAUCUCUUUCAGGCAGCUGAGGACCCUCAGUACUCAGUGAUGGCAAAAGUUGAACUGAGAAAGGUAUUUGGAAGGAGAAAGAUCAAGGAGUUGACGGAGACUAACCUGUCUGCCAAUCAGAAGAAGUCAGAGAUGAAGAAGCUCAACUGGAGGGUCCAUGGGAACACUGAAGAUGGUCCUGCUCCGGUAAAAGGUGGCCCAGUUCACAGUCGUGCCCUUGUUGUUGAGCUGGGUCCCAUGGAGAUACGCACCUUCUUACUGAAAUUUUGAUGGCAGUAAUUACGGUGUCUGUAUAAGAAAAAAUAAAACUCAGGACAUUGUUACUGAAAUUUGGUAGCUCUUCAUCACCAGUCAAGAAAAAGGACAUUCCACUAAUAAAUUUGUACCCUUCAUUCCAAC